Trametes versicolor FP-101664 SS1 is the source of this 444-nucleotide messenger RNA. RefSeq names its product ubiquitin-conjugating enzyme E2. The record is from RefSeq and is a predicted model, not a curated record. Gene Ontology annotation, cellular component: nucleus. Gene Ontology annotation, biological process: ubiquitin-dependent protein catabolic process; protein polyubiquitination. Gene Ontology annotation, molecular function: ubiquitin conjugating enzyme activity. Bases 1 to 444 code for a protein of 147 amino acids. The transcript has 5 exons. Lineage: Eukaryota; Fungi; Basidiomycota; Agaricomycetes; Polyporales; Polyporaceae.
AUGGCCCUCAAGCGCAUUAACAAGGAGUUGAUCGAUCUCGGCCGGGACCCGCCCUCCUCCUGCAGCGCAGGCCCGACGGGCGAUAACAUGUUCCAGUGGCAGGCGACGAUCAUGGGGCCGGGCGACUCACCGUAUGCGGGCGGCGUGUUCUUCCUCUCGAUCACGUUCCCGACGGACUACCCCUUCAAGCCUCCCAAGGUCAGCUUCACGACGAAGAUUUACCACCCGAACAUCAACGCGAACGGCUCGAUCUGCCUCGAUAUCUUGAGGGACCAGUGGAGUCCAGCAUUGACGAUCUCGAAAGUGCUCCUUUCGAUCUGCUCAAUGCUGACGGACCCGAACCCUGACGACCCCCUCGUCCCCGACAUCGCGCACUUGUACAAGACCGAUCGGGCUCGGUACGAGGCAACGGCUCGGGAGUGGACAAGGAAGUAUGCCAUGUAA